This is a messenger RNA of Calypte anna (Anna's hummingbird), 300 nucleotides long. Its product is annotated as feather beta keratin-like. The record is from RefSeq and is a predicted model, not a curated record. Bases 4 to 300 code for a protein of 98 amino acids. NCBI's taxonomy places the organism in Eukaryota, Metazoa, Chordata, Aves, Apodiformes, Trochilidae. The transcript has a single exon. Gene Ontology annotation, molecular function: structural constituent of cytoskeleton. Gene Ontology annotation, cellular component: intermediate filament.
GCAAUGUCCUGCUACGACCUCUGUGUGCCCUCCUCCUGCGGUCCCAGGCCACUGGCCACCAGCUGCAACCAGCCCUGCUACCGCCGCUGCGGGGACUCCACUGCCGUCAUCCAGCCCCCCACUGUCGUGGUCACCCUGCCCGGGCCCAUUCUCAGCUCCUACCCUCAAAACACCACGGUGGGAUCCACAGCGUCGGCGGCGGUCGGGAGCUACCUGAGGUGCUGCGGGGUGCCCGUGUCCUCCGGCUGUCCCCGAGGGGUGGGGAAGGGGGGGCUGCUGUGCCUGGGCAGUGGGCUCUGA